AUGGAAAAAACAGUUAAAGCUGCAGCGACUGUUAGGAUACGCUGCAGCCAGAGAACCCUAGCUGAAUCGAUGGGUGCUGUUGACGACCAUGGAUAUACAUCAAUCACUGGAAAUAGAAAAAAUACCCACAAAUCUCAAAAUGAUACCCACAAGGCUGCGCAACAUAAGAAAUCAACGUUGCGACAACGAAUAGAGCGAGUGCAAUCUUUUGACAAAGCUGGAAUGUUUAAUGCUGGGUAUACUGUUGAGUUUGGUGUUGGUUCCACCUCUGCUGUUACGACACACAUGCGAGGUACAAGCGGAACUCUAAUGCCUAAUGCGACAUGA
Plasmopara halstedii is the source of this 327-nucleotide messenger RNA. RefSeq lists its product as uncharacterized. The transcript has a single exon. The record is from RefSeq and is a predicted model, not a curated record. NCBI's taxonomy places the organism in Eukaryota, Oomycota, Peronosporomycetes, Peronosporales, Peronosporaceae. Bases 1 to 327 code for a protein of 108 amino acids.